CACGCUUUGUUUUCUGUAAAAACAUAAUAGAAAUGGAUUUGGUAGAUAAUGAUAUUAGGCAGUGGGAUGCCAAAGAUGUGAAGGAACAAUUUGGUGAUAGUUUAACGUUACUUCCAUCAAAUGAUAACAUCAAAGAACUGCAAACUAUACUCAGAGACAAAAAUACAACUCGAAGCGACUUUAAGUUUUAUGCAGAUCGUUUAAUCCGACUUGUUAUUGAGGAGAGCUUAAACAAGUUACCAUUCACUGAUUGUGAGGUAGUCACACCUACGGGGGCAAUAUAUAAGGGUUUGAAGUAUGGAGCAGGGAAUUGUGGAGUCUCAAUUGUCAGAUCAGGAGAAGCGAUGGAACAGGGCCUCCGCGACUGUUGCCGUUCAAUCCGCAUUGGUAAGAUUCUGGUCGAAAGCGACACGGACACACAUGAGGCGCAUGUUGUGUACGCGAAGUUCCCUGAGGACAUUGCGCGAAGGCAGGUGCUGCUCAUGUACCCGAUUAUGUCCACUGGCAACACUGUUAAGCAGGCCGUGAAUGUCCUAACACAACACGGUGUUAAAGAGGAACGUAUUAUUCUAUCAAAUCUGUUCUGCACUCCGGCCGCGGUUCAGGCGGUAGUAGAUUAUGUACCAAAGAUGAAGAUUCUGACGUCAGAACUACACCCCGUAGCACCAAAUCACUUUGGGCAGAAAUACUUCGGGACCGACUGAUACGACGACGAAUUUGAUAUGUAAUUUACAUACCAUGCAGAGAAAUAUAGGUAUAAUCUAUUAAUUACGUCACAAAUGAAUGUAAUAAGAUGAAUUUGUAGCCAAAUUAAUGAAAUCAGGCAGUUAUUGUGUAUGUG
This is a messenger RNA of Achroia grisella, 841 nucleotides long. RefSeq names its product uracil phosphoribosyltransferase homolog (gene kri). Bases 33 to 704 code for a protein of 223 amino acids. NCBI's taxonomy places the organism in Eukaryota, Metazoa, Arthropoda, Insecta, Lepidoptera, Pyralidae. The record is from RefSeq and is a predicted model, not a curated record. The transcript has 4 exons.